GGUGGAUGCCUGUUUGGUGUUUUCUGAUUGGGAGACUGGAAGUCAGUCAGGUGAUACAGACUGUCACUGGUGCUCAGCCUAAUACUCUGGAGUAGAGACAGCCCUAGAUAAACGACAAGAAUGCCAAGGUACACAGUACAUGUCCGAGGGGAAUGGCUCGCUGUGCCUUGCCAAAAUGGUACAAACACUGUGAGGUGGCUGGGCAGGGAAGCUGUGAGGCGUUAUAUGAAAAACAAGCCUGAUAAUGGUGGGUUUGCGUCUGUGGAAGAAGUGGAAUUCUAUGUCCGCCGUUGCAAAGGACUUGGGCUGCUGGAUCAUGAUGAUAAAUUGGAGGUUGCUCUAGAAGACAAUGAAUUUGUAGAAGUUGUAAUACAAGGAGAUGUAAGUUCUCCAGACUUCAUUCCGUCACAGCCAGAAGGAGUUUAUUUAUAUAGUAAAUAUCGAGAACCAGAAGAGUAUAUUUCUUUAGAUGGGAACAGUCUGACCACAGAGAAGUUGGUCAAUUUAGGAAAGGGUCUCUACAAGAUCAAACUUACUCCUGAAGCUGAAAUUAAAGUCAGAGAGUCAAGUGAUGUUAUUAAAAGUAUUGUAGAAGAUGCAAAAGAUCCUGUCUAUGGAAUUACUACAGGCUUUGGAAAGUUUGCACGGAUCCGUAUUUCAAAGUGUAAACUACAGGAGCUUCAAGUGAAUUUAAUUCGGUCACAUUCUGCAGGUGUUGGGAAGCCUUUGAUCCCUGAGAGAUCUCGUAUGCUUUUGGCUUUACGGAUCAAUGUCCUAGCAAAAGGAUACAGCGGGAUUUCACUAGAAACACUUCAGCAAACGAUUGAUGCAUUUAAUGCAUCCUGCCUUCCCUUCAUCCCUGAGCAAGGGACCGUUGGAGCCAGUGGAGACUUAGCCCCUCUUGCCCAUCUUGCGCUGGGACUAAUAGGGGAAGGAAAGAUGUGGUCCCCAAAGAGUGGAUGGGCUGAUGCAAAAUACGUGUUGGAAGCCCAUGGACUGAAACCAAUUAACUUGAAGCCAAAGGAGGGUCUUGCUCUUAUCAACGGGACACAAAUGAUUACCUCACUAGGCUGUGAAGCAGUUGAAAGGGCCACUGCAAUUGCCAGACAAGCGGACAUAGUGGCUGCUCUCACACUUGAAGUUCUGAAGGGCACGACAAGAGCAUUUGACACUGAUAUUCAUGCAUUGCGACCACAUCCUGGGCAGAAUGAGGUGGCUUUUCGAUUCAGGUCACUUUUAAACUCAGACCAUCAUCCCUCUGGAAUAGCAGAAUCUCAUCGAUUUUGUGAAAGAGUGCAAGAUGCAUAUACAUUACGUUGCUGCCCUCAGGUUCAUGGUGUUGUGAAUGACACAAUAGCUUUCGUAAAGGAAAUAAUCCAAACAGAAAUCAACAGUGCAACAGACAAUCCUAUGGUUUUUGCUGAAAGGAAGGAGACAAUUUCUGGAGGAAAUUUCCAUGGUGAAUACCCUGCAAAGGCUCUGGACUAUCUUGCAAUUGGUGUCCAUGAACUUGCUGCAAUUAGUGAGAGGAGAAUUGAACGGCUGUGCAACCCAUCCCUCAGUGAGCUGCCACCAUUUUUGGUCACAGAGGGAGGUCUGAACUCGGGAUUCAUGAUUGCACACUGUACGGCAGCAUCCCUGGUUUCUGAGAACAAAGCCUUGUGCCACCCCUCUUCUGUGGAUUCUCUUUCAACCAGUGCUGCCACAGAGGACCACGUGUCCAUGGGAGGAUGGGCUGCAAGAAAAGCACUAAAAGUCAUCGAGAAUGUUGAACAAGUGUUGGCCGUAGAACUCCUUGCAGCUUGUCAGGGCAUUGAGUUUCUACGCCCUCUGAAAACUACAACCCCAUUGGAGAAAGUCUAUGACCUUGUGCGCUCUGUUGUCAAGCCAUGGUUAAGAGAUCGCUUCAUGGCCCCAGACAUUGCAGCAGCUCACGGACUGCUUGUGGACCAGAAGGUUUGGGAAGUAGCUGCACCGUACAUUGAAAAAUACAGAAUUGAGCACCCUCCGGAGCAGAGACCAGUAUCCCCCACUGCUUUUUCCUUAGCACGUGAUGACGCCUCACGGAAUCGUCAUCCACACCACCACCAUCAUAGUGAAUCAGAAUGA
Molecule: messenger RNA, 2109 nt
Organism: Euleptes europaea (tarantolino)
Lineage: Eukaryota; Metazoa; Chordata; Lepidosauria; Squamata; Sphaerodactylidae
Gene: HAL
Product: histidine ammonia-lyase
Exons: 20
Coding region: 121-2109 (662 amino acids)
Biological process (GO): L-histidine catabolic process
Cellular component (GO): cytoplasm
Molecular function (GO): histidine ammonia-lyase activity
Source: RefSeq, a predicted model, not a curated record